CCCACAUUUUGACAUUCAAAAUGGCGGCGUCGGGUGGUAAACAUGUGAAGAUCCGAUUUGUCGGUAACGAAGACGUCGUCGAACACCUAAAGGACACCGAGUUGGUUAGAAACUAUGGUUUGAGGCAGAGAAAGAAUUCAGACAAAAGACAAUCAAUAAUAAUAGCACCCGUUCAAAAGAGAAAUGGUGUUGGUAACAGCAUCAACCAAGAGAGUGAUGAUGAUAGUAGUGAUAGUGAGAUGGAUGUGGACCCAAUCUCUUCAAACAUCUUGAUCGGUGAACAUGGCAUUUCUGGAAGUGAUGUGUAUGCAUUCCAGACUCCCAAGAGAUCUGGCAAAAUGGCCGAGUUAGCUGCUCUGUGUAAGACGCCCUCUAGUGUCAGAAAGACUCCAGGAAAAAAGUUACAAGCAUCUGCUACACCAUCUAGCAGUAAAAAAACACCAAAGCGAAAAACUGUCAGAAUCGUGGAACCUGGAGAAGAUGAAGAAGACACAGAACAAUCAAGAUCAGGCUUGAGACGAUCCAGUAGAAGGAGAAUUCCAGUUGAUGAAGACAGUGAGUCGUCUAGUAAUAGUGAUGAUGAUGUAAGCAGUGAAGUGUCCUCUAGCGUGGUGUCAUCUGUCAAGUCCAAGACGCCAUCAGAAACAUCAACACCAUCAAGAACCCCAACACGGUCUAGUAGUAGAAUGAAAACUAAUGGUGAUUUGACACAAAUGGCGGAAGAAUACUUUGAGGCACAAAGUGGAACAGUUGUAACGUCAGAUCGAACAUUGUCCAGAUUAAACACACCAAGAAUGAACCAAGAGGAACUUAAUAAUGUAUUAGAAUGCGAAUCAAGUAGCCAUCAAAUUGAACGCCAAGAAUUGUAUGACGAUUACAGGGAAUUAUUUAAUAAAUGGAUGUUUCAGUUAAGCAAUGGUUUUAAUUUGAUUCUGUAUGGCUUGGGAUCCAAGAGAGUCUUACUGGAUGAAUUCCGAGAUGUCCAGUUAUCAGAAUUUACACAUGUCGUCAUUAAUGGAUUCUUUCCAAGCAUCACCAUUAAAAGUAUUCUAAACACCAUUUCAGAGGAAGCUUUGGAUCACAGUGGUAGUUUUCGAAAUCCUAUAGAGCAAUGUGAAUUCAUAAAACAACAUUUAGAAAAAAAUAAAGAAGAGUUAUUCUUAAUUAUUCACAAUAUUGAUGGAUCAAUGUUAAGGGGAGAGAAAACUCAAAAUAUUUUGAGUCUAUUGGUUCAAAGUUCAAAGGUACAUCUGGUUGCUACAAUAGAUCACAUUAAUGCUCCAUUAGUGUGGGACCAAACCAAGUCAAGUCGAUUUAACUGGCUAUGGUAUGAUGUCACUACAUAUGAACCUUAUAUUGAAGAGACUUCUUAUGAAAACUCUCUGUUAGUCCAACAGUCUGGUGUCUUAGCAUUAAGUUCAUUGACCCAUGUUAUGAGAAGCUUGACACCGAAUGCAAGAGGUAUAUUCUUGCUGCUUGCCAGAUAUCAGAUGGAACAGAAAGACAAUUCUUCAUACAUAGGGAUGUCAUUCCAAGAUCUUUAUCAGAAAUGCCGUGAGUCGUUCUUAGUUAAUAGCGACCUAACUUUACGCGCUCAGCUGACUGAAUUUCGAGAUCAUAAGCUAAUCAUCUUCAAGAAGGGUGUGGAUGGAUUGCAGUAUCUUACAAUACCAAUAGAUGAAGCCACUAUCACCGAAUAUAUGACUGAAGAAGCCGAAACAACUUAACAGAUAAAUGUCAUGUCAAGUCAGCAACACAUUUCUCACUGCCAUCGUUUCAUUUCAUGAAAUACAAACAAACUGUGAAUGAUAUCUUUGCCAAAGAAGAGUGUACUAGACUUAUUGAUGAGUGUCAAAACACAAAUUCUCAAAAAGUGUAAAUAAAUUCCUUUUGUGCACUCAGAAUAUUAUGUAACAAAAUAAAUCAUUAAUAUCAAAACUGAGAAUACUGCAAUAUAUAUUUGUUGAUAUUUCCACUGUCAGAGUACAUAUUCUCGUGGUAAUCUCUUACUCUUAAUACUAUAUAUAUAUUACCAAUACUACCACACUGCCAGUGUAUGUUUUCACUACCUCCAAAUAAAUGUAUUUGUAUUGUGACACA
Saccoglossus kowalevskii is the source of this 2100-nucleotide messenger RNA. Its product is annotated as origin recognition complex subunit 2-like. Gene Ontology annotation, molecular function: DNA replication origin binding. The record is from RefSeq and is a predicted model, not a curated record. Gene Ontology annotation, cellular component: nuclear origin of replication recognition complex; nucleus. Gene Ontology annotation, biological process: DNA replication. Lineage: Eukaryota; Metazoa; Hemichordata; Enteropneusta; Harrimaniidae.